This is a messenger RNA of Chlorella variabilis, 888 nucleotides long. RefSeq lists its product as hypothetical. The coding region runs from base 1 to 888 and encodes 295 amino acids. The transcript is spliced from 6 exons. NCBI's taxonomy places the organism in Eukaryota, Viridiplantae, Chlorophyta, Trebouxiophyceae, Chlorellales, Chlorellaceae. The record is from RefSeq and is a predicted model, not a curated record.
AUGGCUUCUAAUGCCUCAUCAAGCGAUUUUCUGGACGAUAGGGAGCAGGUUACAGAGCAGGUGCGGGGGGCGGCGGUGCUGGCAGCGGCCGACACGGUGUCAACUACCGCCUCACAGCAACUGAUGCAGGAGUUGAGCCAAGGCGCGCUGUUUACCAUGUCCAAGACGGAGCAGCUCGAGCAGCUGAAGUUCUGCCAGGAGAACCAGCACUCGCCGAGCGACACGCAGCUGCAGGCGGCCGGCUUUGCAUACGUACGCGCAGACGGCAUCCAGCCGGGACUGGGGGCAGUGGCAGCACCAGGCCACAAUGUUAGCAUGUGGGUCUACCAAGGGACUAGCAAGCAUCAUGAUAUUGUCAGCAGCUCAAUUGAGCAGGGCGGCGCCUGGGAGCCACACGAGACGCGCGAGGUAGUGACCAAACUGGAGCGAUUCCAGCAGGCCCGGGGAUUGAGCAAGGAACAAGUCUACUUCAUCGAUAUCGGAGCCAAUGUCGGGUAUUUCACGGUCAACGCCGCCGCGCUCGGCUACAGCGUCAUUGCUUUCGAGGCCACAACACCCAAUGCGUUUGCAAUACGGCAGACGCUGUGCAGCAACCCCCAGCUCCAGAAGCGCGUUGCCCUGGUCAACAAGGGCUUGAGUGACGCGAUCGAGCGUUGCGCUGUUGUUGCCGCAUCCGACAACGUGGGGGAUGGUCACGUCGAGUGCAACAAAGAUGCCGCUGACCUGGCUGCAUCUGGGUUGGUUGUGCACGGACAGUUUGAUCUUAUCACGCUGGACAGUUAUGUUGAGGGCCACCUCGAGGCGCUGCGCCAGAAAGUUGGCGUCGUUAAGAUUGAUGUUGAGGGAUUUGAAGACAAGAAAGAACUGGAGCAGUUCAGGGGGCCAUAA